Phlebotomus papatasi is the source of this 1042-nucleotide messenger RNA. Its product is annotated as RNA pseudouridylate synthase domain-containing protein 1-like. Gene Ontology annotation, molecular function: RNA binding; pseudouridine synthase activity. The transcript is spliced from 2 exons. Lineage: Eukaryota; Metazoa; Arthropoda; Insecta; Diptera; Psychodidae. Gene Ontology annotation, biological process: pseudouridine synthesis. Bases 68 to 925 code for a protein of 285 amino acids. The record is from RefSeq and is a predicted model, not a curated record.
ACUAGCGCCAGUAGGUCAAAUAUGAACUAAAAGUUGUUUUGAUGUGAAUGUUUUUCUGUGCUGGAAAAUGCUGUUUUAUUUUGAUAGUUUUUUGCAAAUUUUAGGUAGCACAUUGUUAGAUUUCUUUACGGAUCAGUUUAGCAAAGGUUUAUCUCGUAUUCUAAUUCCAAUUUGUGAGGAUUAUCCGCCAUUGGAGGUGGUUUUUCGCAGUGAGAACUUUGUGGUUGUGUUCAAGCCACCCAAUGUCAAGGAGGUGACUCUGUGGGCUACAGUUCAGGAACAAUUGGGAAAUGUUGGUGAUAGAGAGACACAAAAGGGUGUUUUCCGGAGAUGUUUUCAGGCUGAUGCAGGAUUUAGUGGUUUGUAUCCUGUUGGGGUGCACGAGGAAGGGAGUGAGAGUCUCAAAAAUACCCGGAGAUUGCACACAUACUAUGUGGCUAUUGUUAAGGGACUCAUGGAGCAGCUGGAGAUCCGUAUUGAUGCUCCAAUUGGGCGGGAUUUGCGAUACAAGUCACCUGUCGUGAGGAUGUGCACUUCAACGGAUUGGGAGCACUGCUACAGUCCCUGUGAUUGCACCACGCAGGUGAUUUUGGUGGAAACGGGAUAUUUCGAAGAGGAGUUCAGUAGUAAAAUUGUCUUGAAGUCUCUGCGUGGUGACAGAAAGCAUCAGUUUCGGGUGCAUCUGAAGGAAGUUGGGCAUCCAAUAAUUGGGGAUACUCUCUAUGAUGAUGUCAUGCAUCCAAGGAGUGAGCAUCUCAUGAUUGAACUAAUCAGGAUUAAGACAGAGGGCGAUGUGGAAAAAUUGAGGGUAGACCGAGAAGAUCCCUUUAUACUCAGCAAUCUCACUGGACGUUGGAGGAUUAAGGAGACCCUUUGCAGUCUGCAGGAUGCCCUCGGGAAACUCGAUUCACUGGAGGCUUUUUGAGAAAAAAACAAAAAAACCGUGCAAGAGUGUUCAGAAAAAGAAAUUGUAAAGAGUGUGGUAUUAUUUAUUGCAUGAAUGUUCCUUCCAUUAAAAUUCAUUUUGUCACUUCCUAACAAA